This is a messenger RNA of Solanum tuberosum (potato), 1137 nucleotides long. RefSeq lists its product as uncharacterized. NCBI's taxonomy places the organism in Eukaryota, Viridiplantae, Streptophyta, Magnoliopsida, Solanales, Solanaceae. The record is from RefSeq and is a predicted model, not a curated record. The coding region runs from base 1 to 1137 and encodes 378 amino acids. The transcript is spliced from 8 exons.
AUGGAAUUAGAGAAACAAUUAAAAAAUUUGAACAAGCCACCAGUAAAAACAAUUAAGACUAAAUAUGGAGAUAUAUACGAUUGUGUAGAUUUCUACAAACAGCCUGGAUUUGAUCAUCCAUUGUUAAAGGAUCAUAAUUUUCAUCCUAAGAUGAAACCUAAUUUAUUGAGGAUAAAUCAAAAUUCAAGUGCUUCCACCUCUAGUAAGUCAUUGACACAACUGUCAGAAGAUGGAGGGUGCCCUUCUGGAACUGUUCCGAUUAAAAGAAUUACGAAGGAUGAUCUUAUAAGACAUAGACGUAUACCACCGCCAGAAAAUGUCCCAUUCGAUGAUCAAUUUGUUGCCGGCAACAACAAUAUUAGUGAGCCAAAUGAAAGAUACAUGUCUUCACAAGGAUAUAAGGUUGCAACAGCUCGGACUCCAAGCAAUCCAUCUAUUAGAUUUGGGGGAGGUGGGAUGAUAACUAGCGUGUACAAUCCUCAUGUUAAAGGUCAACAACAUAGUGCUUGUCGACUAAAAAUUCAAUCUGAAUCUGAUAUCAUACAAGUUGGUUGGAGAGUGGAUCCAAUAUUAUACGGGGAUAUCAAAACACGACUUUUUAUACAUUUUCAGGCCGGUGAAGUUCAUUGUUUUAAUACAUUAUGUCCUUGCUUUAUACAAGUAGAUAGUGAAAUACCUCUUGAUGUGUCAUACGAGGAUCAUAUUUCACAACGUGGAGGAACAAUAUGGGAGGACACAAUGUACAUUGAGCGGGAUCUAGUCAACGGAAAUUGGUGGCUUUUAUUGGAAAAUGACUAUACAGAAGUUGGUUUUUGGCCACGAAAGAUCUUCACACGUACUGGCUUGGCAGAUUUUACUAAAUCCAUUAAUUGGGGAGGAGUUGCAUAUAGUCCAACAGAUGUAGCUGAACCUCCUAUGGGCUCAAGUUUUUUUCCCAUUGAAAACUCCGGUUAUGAUGCUUAUUGUAAGAAAAUUGCAGUAUUAGACGUGAAAGGAAAGACAAUUGCAGUAGAUAAAACAAUCACACAUAUCGACAAUCCUAAUUUAUACAAUGUUUUAUUCAAGCCUCUAUGGAUUGGUUCAAAGUCUUCCUUUUAUGUUCUUUAUGGAGGACCUGGUGAUAGUGCACUAGUGUAA